This is a messenger RNA of Aegilops tauschii subsp. strangulata, 1239 nucleotides long. RefSeq names its product serine/arginine-rich splicing factor RSZ23. NCBI's taxonomy places the organism in Eukaryota, Viridiplantae, Streptophyta, Magnoliopsida, Poales, Poaceae. Gene Ontology annotation, molecular function: RNA binding; zinc ion binding. The record is from RefSeq and is a predicted model, not a curated record.
AAAUGCCCCUGUCCCGAGGCGUCAACCCUUCGCCUAAAAACACCUUCCCUCCCUACCCUCCACCCCCCCUCUUCCGCCCGCGGCGGCUCAAACUUAAACCCUAGAGCCGCUCCCCUCCUCGCCUCCGAAGCGCUCGCCACCCGAUUCGCGAGUCCCCUCCUCCCAGGGAGGCGCUUCCGCGAAGGUCCGCUGCUGCGGUCAUGGCUCGCGUCUACGUGGGGAAUCUGGAUCCGCGCGCCACUGCGCGCGAGAUCGAGGACGAGUUCCGCGUGUUUGGGGUUCUCAAGAGUGUGUGGGUUGCUAGAAAGCCACCAGGAUUUGCUUUCAUUGACUUUGAUGAGACCAGGGACGCAAAGGAUGCAAUUCGUGAAUUGGAUGGCAAGAAUGGGUGGAGAGUUGAGCUGUCAACCAAAUCUGGUAGUGGCCGUGGCCGAGAACGUGAACGCUCUGGAGGUUCUGAUAUGAAGUGCUAUGAGUGUGGUGAAAGUGGCCACUUUGCACGAGAGUGUCGCCUACGGAUUGGUUCUGGGGGCCUGGGUAGCGGAAGACGCCGCAGCCGGAGCCCGAGGCACCGCAGCCGUAGCCGUAGCCCAAGAUACCGCAGGAGCCCAAGCUAUGGCAGAAGGAGCUACAGCCCACGGGAUCGGUCUCCCAGGAAGCGAAGUUACAGCAGAUCACCACCGCCUCCCCGGGCGCGGAGUAUCAGCAGGUCUCCACCACCUGCCCGUGCGCGAAGCAUCAGCAGGUCUCCACCGCCGGCCCGUGGGCGAAGCAUCAGCAGGUCACCGCCGCCUGCCCGUGCGCGAAACAUCAGCAGGUCACCACCGCCUCCUCGCGCCAGAAGCAUCAGUAAGUCACCACCGCCAGCCCGUGAACGGAGCUAUAGCAGGUCCCCAGCACAGCCACCCCAGCGUGAGGAGUCCCCUUAUGCUGAUAACGCGUGAGCACUUGGUUCCACAAUGCUGGAAGUGUUGGGGGGCGGGGGCCUCCACUUGUUUCCUUGAAUGUUUCGGUAUGACUAUUGAAUGGCCAGGCGGCCGAGUAUUGUUCUUCGCUGGCAUUUGUGUUCUUUUGCUGCUGAUACAAUUGCGGAAGCGGGAUUUCUCUUGACUGUAUGACUCUAGCGUAUGUAGUUGGUCUUGAGACAAGAUAUGUUUUCUUUUUCUGUAACAUUUGUACUGUUGGAUUAUUCGGAUGCUGUGCAUGGAUUUUUAUGUGCUGAUGAAACUGUUUCUUGAA